Messenger RNA from Ficedula albicollis (Collared flycatcher), 1945 nucleotides. RefSeq names its product ras-related C3 botulinum toxin substrate 3 (rho family, small GTP binding protein Rac3) (gene RAC3). Lineage: Eukaryota; Metazoa; Chordata; Aves; Passeriformes; Muscicapidae. Gene Ontology annotation, molecular function: protein kinase binding; GTPase activity; GTP binding. Gene Ontology annotation, biological process: actin filament organization; establishment or maintenance of cell polarity; small GTPase-mediated signal transduction. The coding region runs from base 1453 to 1899 and encodes 148 amino acids. Gene Ontology annotation, cellular component: cell cortex; plasma membrane; cell projection. The record is from RefSeq and is a predicted model, not a curated record. The transcript has 6 exons.
UGCGUUGCUCUUUCUGAUUUUGCCAUGUGCUCCUUGUCACCCUUUUUGCUUUUUUCUCUAGGCUCUUCCUAAAUGCCUUUUUUAGGGAAUACAUCUGCCUGCAAGAUGCAGGCAUGCAUUAGAUUUUUGCUGCUUUGUAACUUUCCUAGCUCAUCCUGCAUAUUUUUCCUCACAAUUCCGGUUUGCUUUUCUGAUCACCACAGCUACAACAGAGCUGAGAUCCUCAGACCUAAAUGUGAACGGGUUUUAGGCAGGGACUAGACUUUCUUUUUCUCAUGCAUGCCACCCUCUCAAAUGCACAUUUGCAGUGAAGCCUUCCAGGUUCCAGCCUGUGAGGGCUAAAGAAGGCAGUAGGAGGAGGCACAGCCUUAUUGCAGAGGGGAGAGGAAUGACUGGGAGCUCAGGAUGUUGGAAAUGGAGUUCAGCUCAAGGUUUACUGUCGUGUGUGUUGCCUUAAGACCAAACCAGCAGUGCAGACUAAAAGGAAAUGGAAACAUAGGUACACAGUUUUUGUGAAUUACAAGCUUCCCUGUUUGGUGGGAAAGAGAAAUCACAGUUCAGGAGGAAAGCUGGACUGGUCAAUGUAGAGGUUCAUAACAAACUUCUCAGAGCGAGGGGACCUAAUCCAGAGGAAAAGUUGUAGUAGUGGUUCAUUUGCUCUGUGCUUUCUGUCAUCCUGGUGUGUGCCGGGGACUGUCAACUCGUCCUCUCUUAUGUCAGCCUGGCUGCAGAGUUGGGUAGGGGAUACCAAUUUCUGCUAGCUAUUCUGCUCCUAGGCACCUCACAGCCAGCCUUCACUGGCACUCACAGGCUUUUUCUGGAAGGUUGUCUGCAGUUCACAGCUUUCUCCAUGAUAAAGAGGGUGCUCACGCUGCUGACAGUUCUGACAGGGAAGCUCUCGGUUAGGAAAUGUGCGGGGCUGGUUGAAGUCUGUGUGCUUAUGCUACAGCCAGCCAGGCCUGGCCUGGCCCUUACCAGCUGGCCCUUCUGGGCUGACCAAUCCCACCAACCUUCAGCAAAGCCCUAAGCUGGUAUUUUUAUCCUUCACUGAUCUUUUUCCAAACUGACAGUGGUCAAUUUUAAAGUCAAUUUUUUAAAAUGGAUUCUUACUUUUUCUCCUUUGUAUUUAUUGAUACUGAACUCCUGUAUGUGAGAAGCUUGAAGAAUUCUGCAUUGUUGCAUGUUUUUUAACCUCAGUUUAUCCAUUUUGCUAAAAUUACUGUUUUAACUGAUGUCUUGCCGAGGGCUGAAUGGGAAGGGAAGAGGCGUGGCAGGGAGCAGGGUUAGGAAGUGCUCAGGCACCUUUCGAGUUCAGACCAUGACUGUGACAACUAGGGAAUUCCAGCCUGCAACAGAGCUGUUGGGAAGACCUGCUUGCUAAUCAGUUACACCACAAAUGCCUUUCCUGGAGAAUACAUCCCCACCGUGUUUGAUAAUUACUCUGCCAAUGUGAUGGUAGAUGGAAAGCCAGUGAACCUGGGCCUCUGGGAUACAGCAGGGCAAGAAGACUAUGACCGACUGCGGCCUCUUUCCUACCCACAGACGGAUGUUUUCUUGAUCUGCUUCUCCCUUGUGAGUCCAGCCUCCUUUGAGAAUGUCAGAGCUAAGUGGUACCCUGAGGUCCGACACCAUUGCCCAAAUACACCUAUUAUCCUGGUGGGCACCAAGCUGGACUUGAGGGAUGAUAAGGACACCAUUGAAAGGUUACGUGAUAAGAAACUGGCCCCCAUCACCUAUCCCCAAGGCUUGGCCAUGGCUCGGGAGAUCGGGUCGGUAAAGUACCUUGAAUGCUCUGCCCUGACACAGCGGGGCUUGAAGACGGUGUUUGAUGAAGCCAUCCGGGCUGUGCUCUGCCCACCGCCUGUGAAGAAGCCUGGCAAGAAGUGUACCAUGUUUUGAGGGCUGUGGCCUAGGUGCUGGCUCAGCAUGCUGUCAUCCUCUGACA